AUGGCUGUGAACCUGCUGCUCAAGGCUUGUCAAGAUGGCGACGCGUACAGUGGGCUCCAGGCGUUCAAGGCGGCGCUUCAACGCAAGCUUCGACUCCGCGAUGAAGCGGCGACGCACGCCAUGUUUAUUGACGCAUUUGAGCAGGCAAUUGUGCCUUUCCGUUGCGCGGAGGCUGUUUCUGAGUUGUCUGUCGAACUAUUUUCAACACUGAGGGAGUUUGGGCACAAUGGUGACCCUGCUGGCUUCCGGCUAGUGCGUGCCAUCCUAAGCUGCAUUAAGAGCGUCCCAGAGGAAGAAGCCUCGGUGGCGUGGUGCCGCGCAUAUGUGCAGUUCCUCGUAGACGCACUCGGCUGGUGGCGAGCUGGCAGAAACCUUCAGGACCACACGGACGAAAUAUAUUCUCUAGAUUUCGUUAAGCUUCUUAAAGAGGAACUCACUCGUGCUUACAUGCUUCUCGCCAAGCAAACGGAGGGCGACGGAGAGGUGUCAUGUGAGGCGCUCGCAAAUGCGUACAAGGCAAGUCUUUGCUGCGCCUCGAGCAGGGAUCUGAUUAUGUUGUUGGUGGAAAAGGUCCGUCUAGAGCUUACGCAGACGGAGCGGGACUUCUUAAUUGCACGCACCCUCUACGGCGUCCUCUCGGCGCAUGGGGAGGCGGAGACGUCACCGCAAAGUGCACUGGCGGCGGCCAACUUAUUGCUGUCUUCUGAGGCGGUGCCGCCUGAACGCGCCGCGCUGGAGAGUUUUCUCCGUGACGUACUGCUCAUUUUCAACUAUGUCGCCACGAGGCCAGCCCUUCCCUCAGGGAAGGAGUUGGGAGGAAAUGUGAUCGAGGCACUCUGCAGCGCCUACAGCUCGACCUUGUUGCCCGUUUCCGACUUGGAUUGGGUGGCGCUCUUGCGGGCCUUCCCUACGGAGAGCGAAUGCGCUGUUGCAGGCGCACCGACGGAGAGAGAGAGAGAGUGA
Trypanosoma conorhini is the source of this 963-nucleotide messenger RNA. RefSeq lists its product as uncharacterized. Lineage: Eukaryota; Euglenozoa; Kinetoplastea; Trypanosomatida; Trypanosomatidae. Bases 1 to 963 code for a protein of 320 amino acids. The record is from RefSeq and is a predicted model, not a curated record. The transcript has a single exon.